AUGAAAGAAUCCUUCCGAUUUUACUUAAACUGCAUACCGCUAACGUCCGAAGAGCUGUACAAUAAGUUUUUACUAUACCGUCUUACGAAGAAACAGCUUGGAGAGUACGGGUUUCCCGUUUUGCAUCCUCAAAAACCGAAUACAGUUAUAGUCUUUAAAAGCAAAAUGUUUGGAAAGUCACAAAAUCCUGAAAAGCAAAUCUGUCGUUGCGGGAAAGAGUUGUCCUUGUUUGAAGAAGACUGGCACAUUGCUGUCAAGGGAUGUGUCUAUCAUCCGGCUAAGCGGAUAACAGUUGGUCCCGACAGAGGACGUUAUAGGUGCUGCAAAAAGAUGUCGCAAUACGAUGGCUGCGCAAUGGGCCAACAUCAUGUCAGUGAUCAUAGUCCUAUCGAAAAUGCUACUUUUGUUACUACUGCUUUGAAUAAUGUUGCUCAGCAAGACGUGGCUGCUCAAACAACCAGUAUCCCUACAACAGAAUGCGUUGCGUUUCCUCUUCGAGAUCGUGACAUGUUACGAUGGGGUAUGAAAAGUAAAACCCGUUCCCAGACUAAAAAUCCUGUAAGAUUUCCUGUUAAAAAAAGCCCUACGUCUAAUAUUUUUGCUCUAGAUUGCGAAAUGGCUUAUACUACAGCAGGUAUGGAGGUGGUAAAGGUGACAUUGGUUAAUAUUGGUGGUGACGUGGUUUUUGAUAGCUACGUCAAACCCAGCCGCCGUAUUCUUGAUUACAACACCCUUUUCAGUGGAGUUACUGCUAGAAACUUAGAUGGUGUUACUAUGAAUCUCAAAGACGUGCAAACAUUCCUUCUUAAAGUCUUAAACAAAGAUUCAAUUUUAGUUGGUCAUGGAUUAGAAAAUGACAUGCUGGCUUUGAAUAUGGUGCAUGAAAGUGUCGUAGAUACAUCUUGUAUGUUUCCGCACAAAGAUGGAUUUCCUUUACGAAACUCUUUGAAAUAUCUCGCCGCGAAAUAUUUGCACAAACCUAUCCAAAGUACUUGGUAUGGUCAUAAUAGCAUUGAGGAUGCAAAUACAUGCAUGGAAUUGGUCUUGUGGAAGAUCUACAUGGAGACAAAUAAAUUAAAUGAAAGACAUUGGAGUGUUUCCAAGAAGCCUGGCUAUCGAUUUAUUCCAUGGUCCCAGAAAAUUAGUACACAAUGCACUGUACCUCCUCCUGCAUAUUACUCAAACAUGAGUAAGAAUCCUGAGGUUGAUCUCGAAAUAGUAUCAUAUAAUCCAACUAUCGUAGCUCCUAACUUGGGUUCCUUCAUUCUUCCGUUUCCUAUGAUGGCUUUUCCAUCAUUUGCUCACAUUUGUUGUCCCGCUGCCACAGUACAAUCGCCACAUUAUGGCUAA
Molecule: messenger RNA, 1350 nt
Organism: Uloborus diversus
Lineage: Eukaryota; Metazoa; Arthropoda; Arachnida; Araneae; Uloboridae
Product: exonuclease GOR-like
Exons: 1
Coding region: 1-1350 (449 amino acids)
Cellular component (GO): nucleus
Molecular function (GO): nucleic acid binding; exonuclease activity
Source: RefSeq, a predicted model, not a curated record